Molecule: messenger RNA, 474 nt
Organism: Brenthis ino (lesser marbled fritillary)
Lineage: Eukaryota; Metazoa; Arthropoda; Insecta; Lepidoptera; Nymphalidae
Source: the annotation of a GenBank genome assembly
AUGGUAAAAGGUGCGCGCAUCUGCCUCAUCGCAGUCGUCUACUAUGCAGCAAUUGUCAGGCUUUCUGCGUCCAACGGCCUUGAAAAUCAAAUUAAAAAGCUUAUUUUUAACAAUAAUGGUUUAGGAAGUUAUAGCUUUGAGUUUCAAAAUGAAGACGGGACGUUUAGAAAAGAGGAUGGAGGGAUCAUAUCUCACCCUAGCGGAAGUCAAAGUUUAGUGGUUCGCGGUGAAUACGGAUACUUAGAUCCACAAGGCCUUUACCACUAUGUAAACGAAGACGUGGAGCUCAGAAGAAUAUUUCCCAACGAUUUCCCACAAGAUACUAUAUGUUCUAUUGAUAGUGAUCGGUACGCGCCUGAGGAAGAGGAGUACAUGAUAUCAGAAACGGGCAGCCACGUCGAUCGUCGGAGAGUGUACUGUUUCAUGCUACUUUGUUUUACAGAAGAUGAACUCGACAGAGUUGUUGCAUCAUUU